GCUCCCGCACUCUUCUCCCCAUCCCGCAUCUCCUUCCGCCGCUCGUUCGCCUCCUCCACUGCAGCAAUGUCCGCCCAGCUCUACGAAUACGUCGUCAUCAUCCCCGACAAGGACGAUGCCGAAUGCGUACGUUGCUUGCUCUCACAAUCUAGACCCGCCCUCCGCAGUAUACCGACUAACCUCUGUCUGCAGGUCAACCGCCGUGUCGCUGUCCGUCAGGAACAUCUCGUCGGCGUCAAGAAGCUCUUUGCUGACGGCGUCAUGACCUCCGGUGGCGCCUACCUCGACGGCCCCAUCACCACCGAGUCCACCCCCUCGUUCAAGGGCUCCGUCGUGACCAUGCUUGCCGAGUCCAAGGAGCAGGUCAAGGAAAUCAUGAUGAAGGAUGUCUACAGCUCCAACGACGUCUGGGACUGGGAGAAGGCCCAGAUCUUCAACUUUGCGUGCGCUGUCCGCAAGGCGAAGGAGUAAAAUAUGAAUGCGAUAGACUUAUCUAAAUGAUUAACACACACUUAUAAGUAUAUAAGUGCUGCCGGCUCCACCCCACCACAUAACUCAAUGCGUCUCUAGCUACUCCAACUCCUCUACACCUCCCAUCCAAACACCCACAGUAAAUCUCUUUAUAAAACCCAUCAAUAAAACAGCAAUUCAGUAAACAUCUCCAUCCAUCCACUGUGUGUUCUGUGGCU
Molecule: messenger RNA, 689 nt
Organism: Myxozyma melibiosi
Lineage: Eukaryota; Fungi; Ascomycota; Lipomycetes; Lipomycetales; Lipomycetaceae
Product: YCII-related domain protein
Exons: 3
Coding region: 67-471 (134 amino acids)
Source: RefSeq, a predicted model, not a curated record